CAAGUACCCAUUUCUAUACUCGCCGUUCUUGACAUCCUUUUCUGGUUUCUCAAUCUGAAUCUCCACCUCCCCAAUGAAAAACGUUAGAAAGUGGUUAAAAUAGCGAAUUUUGCUAAGUAUACGAACUAUAUUGCAAGAAAUUUCUUCCUAAAAUAGCGUCCCUGUAUUCUUUGUCAGGGUAUCAGCAUCCCACGACAACUCAGAUCGGUAUCGAAAAUCCACAGAAGAAAAUGCGCAAAGAAAUGUCUGCUCAAAUUAGAACUACUUGGAAACCCAAAAGCCAGUUGUUAAAACCCAGAACAACUUGAGAACCAAAGUGGCAUGCCUCUGCUUCUUCUGCUCUUCAACACCAAUUCCAACCAAUUCAUCGAUUACGAAAUGAAACACCCCAGACAAAAUCCAAACGAAAAGAAAGAAAAGUGCAAAAUCAAAAUGGAAUUCACGGAUUACUUUGCAUUGGGAAAUUCCGGAAUGUAAUAGCGGUGAGGAGCUUCGACUGGGAGUACGCGGCUGGGGCUGAUGAACUGGCAACAGAGAGCGAGGAGAGCUGAGAGGGUUGAGUCGCAGACUGAGAGUGCGCAGUCGAGCAUCAUACGUGUAAUUUCAGCACCCGGUGGAAUUCCAAACCAGACGGCCUCCAACUCCAACGAAACAACAUGAAGCUUAAGACUUUCCUCUGCUUCCUCUGCCUCUUUAUCUCUCUAUGUCACUCCUUCGCAGCCCCGGCCUUGCUAUUUCAGGGGUUCAAUUGGGAAUCGAGUAAUAAAGGAGGAUGGUACAAUUCACUGAAGAACUCUGUUCAGGAUUUGGCUAACGCUGAAAUCACUCAUGUCUGGCUUCCUCCUCCCUCUCAAUCUGUUGCUUCCCAGGGAUACUUGCCGGGAAGGCUAUAUGAUCUUGAUGCCUCAAAAUAUGGAUCUAAGGAUGAACUGAAAGUAUUGAUUGCGGCUCUACAUGAGAAGGGAAUUAAAGCCGUUGCUGACAUAGUGAUAAAUCAUAGAACUGCUGAGAAGCGAGAUGGCAGAGGAAUUUGGUGCAUCUUUGAAGGUGGGACUCCAGAUGCACGUCUUGACUGGGGUCCAUCCUUCAUUUGCAAGGAUGACACAGCCUAUUCAGAUGGUACUGGGAAUCUUGACAGUGGAGAGAGCUAUGACCCUGCACCUGACGUUGAUCAUCUUAAUCCACUAGUACAGAAAGAGUUGUCAGAAUGGAUGAAUUGGCUCAAGACUGAGAUUGGAUAUGAUGGGUGGCGAUUUGAUUUUGUGAAGGGCUAUGCCCCUAGUAUUACAAAAAAUUAUAUGGAACAAACCAAGCCAGAUUUUGCAGUAGGGGAAAACUGGAAUUCUCUUGCUUAUGGAGAUGAUGGGAAACCUAAUCCCAACCAGGAUGCACAUCGUGGUGCUCUAGCUGAAUGGGUUAGGUCUGCGGGUGGGGCUGUCACUGCAUUUGAUUUCACAACCAAAGGAAUUCUGCAAGCAGCUGUGGAAGGGGAGUUGUGGAGGUUAAAGGACUCCAACGGAAAGCCACCAGGAUUGAUUGGAAUAAAGCCAGAAAGUGCUGUGACAUUUAUUGACAACCAUGACACAGGGUCUACUCAAAAUAUGUGGCCAUUCCCCUCUGAUAAAGUCAUGCAGGGAUAUGUUUACAUUCUAACUCAUCCUGGCACCCCAACCAUUUUCUAUGAUCAUUUCUUUGAUUGGGGUUUAAAGGAGGAAAUAAGCAAAUUGACUACAAUUAGGUUGAGGAAUGGGAUCAAUACUAGAAGCAUUGUGAGCAUACUAGCAUCCGAUGGUGAUUUAUAUGUAGCUGGGAUUGAUGACAAGAUCAUCAUGAAGAUUGGGCCAAAGAUGGAUCUUGGAAACCUCAUUCCCUCAAACUUCCAAGUUUCUACCUCUGGCAAAGAUUACUGUGUGUGGGAGAAAAAGGGGAAUAGAAAUGUAUUUGUGCUUAAUGAAUAUCAUAAAUCCAUAAUGCUCUGUUACUAGUACUUAAAUGUAGAAUAAAGUUUGGCCCCCCUUGAGCUGCUUAA
Molecule: messenger RNA, 2029 nt
Organism: Carya illinoinensis
Lineage: Eukaryota; Viridiplantae; Streptophyta; Magnoliopsida; Fagales; Juglandaceae
Product: alpha-amylase-like
Exons: 5
Coding region: 657-1985 (442 amino acids)
Biological process (GO): carbohydrate metabolic process
Molecular function (GO): alpha-amylase activity; calcium ion binding
Source: RefSeq, a predicted model, not a curated record